This is a messenger RNA of Knipowitschia caucasica, 1692 nucleotides long. The record is from the annotation of a GenBank genome assembly. Lineage: Eukaryota; Metazoa; Chordata; Actinopteri; Gobiiformes; Gobiidae.
AUGAAGUCUGUCUCCAGCCUCACCUCCCUCAAGAAGUCUCUCUCCAGCCUCACCUCCCUCAUGAAGUCUCUCUCCAGCCUCACCUCCCUCAUGAAGUCUCUCUCCAGCCUCACCUCCCUCAUGAAGUUUGUCUCCCCCCUCACCUCCCUCAUGAAGUCUCUCUCCCCCCUCACCUCCCUCAUCCCCCUCACGAAGUUUGUCUCCCGCCUCACCUCCCUCAUGAAGGCUCUCUCCAGCCUCACCUCCCUCAUGAAGUCUGUCUCCCGCCUCACCUCCCUCAUGAAGUCUCUCUCCCGCUUCACUUCCCUCAUGAAGUCUCUCUCCCCCCUCACCUCCCUCAUGAAGUUUGUCUUCCGCCUCACCUCCCUCAUGAAGGCUCUCUCCAGCCUCACCUCCCUCAUGAAGUCUCUCUCCAGCCUCACCUCCCUCAUGAAGUCCCCCCCCCUCACCUCCCUCAUGAAGUUUGUCUCCCGCCUCACCUCCCUCAUGAAGUCUCUCUCCAGCCUCACCUCCCUCAUGAAGUCUCUCUCCCGCCUCACCUCCCUCUCCCCCCUCACCUCCCUCAUGAAGUCCCCCCCCCUCACCUCCCUCAUGAUGUCUCUCUCCCCCCUCAUCUCCCUCAUGAAGUCUCUCUCCCGCCUCACCUCCCUCAUGAAGUCCCCCCCUCACCUCCCUCAUCAGGUCUCUCUCCCGCCUCACCUCCCUCAUGAAGUCCCCCCCCUCAUCUCCCUCAUGAAGUCCCCCCCCCUCACCUCCCUCAUGAAGUCUGUCUCCCGCCUCACCUCCCUCAUGAAGUCUCUCUCCAGCCUCACCUCCCUCAUGAAGUCUCUCUCCCCCCUCACCUCCCUCAUGAAGUCUCUCUCCCCCCUCACCUCCCUCAUGAAGUCUGUCUCCCCCCUCACCUCCCUCAUGAAGUCUCUCUCCCCCCUCACCUCCCUCAUGAAGUCUGUCUCCCCCCUCACCUCCCUCAUGAAGUCUGUCUCCAGCCUCACCUCCCUCAUGAAGUCUCUCUCCAGCCUCACCUCCCUCAUGAAGUCUCUCUCCAGCCUCACCUCCCUCAUGAAGUCUCUCUCCAGCCUCACCUCCCUCAUGAAGUCUCUCUCCAGCCUCACCUCCCUCAUGAAGUCUCUCUCCAGCCUCACCUCCCUCAUGAAGUUUGUCUCCCCCCUCACCUCCCUCAUGAAGUCUCUUUCCCCCCUCAACUCCCUCAUGAAGUUUGUCUCCCGCCUCACCUCCCUCAUGAAGGCUCUCUCCAGCCUCACCUCCCUCGUGAAGUCUCUCUCCCCCCUCACCUCCCUCAUGAAGUCUGUCUCCAGCCUCACCUCCCUCAUGAAGUCUCUCUCCAGCCUCACCUCCCUCAUGAAGUCUCUCUCCAGCCUCACCUCCCUCAUGAAGUCUCUCUCCAGCCUCACCUCCCUCAUGAAGUUUGUCUCCCCCCUCACCUCCCUCAUGAAGUCUCUCUCCCCCCUCACCUCCCUCAUGAAGUUUGUCUCCCCCCUCACCUCCCUCAUGAAGUCUCUCUCCCCCCUCACCUCCCUCAUGAAGUCUGUCUCCCGCCUCACCUCCCUCAUGAAGUCUCUCUCCCGCUUCACUUCCCUCAUGAAGUCUCUCUCCCCCCUCACCUCCCUCAUGAAGUCUCUCUCCCGCUUCACCUCCCUCAUGAAGUCUCUCUACCCCUCCCCUCCCCCAUGA